CUCCAGACCCGGAAGCUGGGGCGCACCGGCUCUUCCCGCUCCCCGCGCCGCGUGGCGCCCCCGCGCCUUGGCCGCCCAGUGGCAGCGUAGCCGCCCCUUCUCGCCAACGCCCGCCGUUCCUCGCCGCCGGCCGGGAGCCAUGUCCUUUGUGGAGAAGGUGGUGGGGGCGGCGUCACAGGGCGCCGUGGGCGCGGUCGUGGCGGCCAACCUGAGCGCAGUGACAGAGCCGGUGGUCAAUGCCAUGCUGGUGAAGCGCGUGCCUGUCUCGGAGGCCGUCAAGGAGGUGUCGGCGGAGCGCGUCUACAAGUACCUGCAGACCACGCUGGCUACGAACUUCAUCAAGUUCCCGUUUUUCGAGGUCACCAACAUGCUCGUGGGCGGCAUCAACCUCCCCCCCACGCUGAAAGGUGCUCUGACGGGCACCGUGUUCUGCACGACCACUCUGCCCAUCACCAACUACCGCUUCCGGAAGUCCAUGGACCUGCCGAUCACGGCGGGCAACCUGUACCAGGCGUACCUGCCCACGGUGCUCCGGGACAUCCUGUACGGCAUCGUGCGCAACAAGGUCG
Messenger RNA from Prorocentrum cordatum, 569 nucleotides. NCBI's taxonomy places the organism in Eukaryota, Dinophyceae, Prorocentrales, Prorocentraceae. The record is from the annotation of a GenBank genome assembly.